Molecule: messenger RNA, 3651 nt
Organism: Camellia sinensis
Lineage: Eukaryota; Viridiplantae; Streptophyta; Magnoliopsida; Ericales; Theaceae
Product: leucine--tRNA ligase, cytoplasmic
Biological process (GO): leucyl-tRNA aminoacylation
Molecular function (GO): leucine-tRNA ligase activity; ATP binding; aminoacyl-tRNA deacylase activity
Source: RefSeq, a predicted model, not a curated record
ACAUUUUCAUUUAUUUUAUUUUUGACCCAAAUUCUCAAGUCAUGCGUUUUCUGCUUGACAUUUCUCACACGCUCUUUCUCUCACAGCAAAGGUGGUGGUCCUCUCCUCUCUUCGUCAAAUUCAAAAGUUUCUGUCAAUUUGUUGAUCAGCAGACAGCAAUAGCUGGUAAGGAGAUGGCAUCAAACACUGAUGGUGGGAAGAGCUUUGCACGAAGAGACCGGCUUCUGGAAAUUGAGGCACAGGUUCAGAAGUGGUGGGAAGAGAGAGAAGUUUUCAGGGCUGAUUCUCUAGAAAUGCCUCCCAAAUUGGGUGAGAAGUUCUUUGGGAACUUCCCUUUCCCAUACAUGAAUGGCUAUCUUCACUUGGGCCAUGCAUUCUCGCUCUCCAAACUUGAAUUUGCUGCAGCCUAUCACCGACUGAGGGGUGCCAAUGUGCUCUUACCUUUUGCUUUUCAUUGUACUGGGAUGCCAAUUAAGGCCUCGGCUGAUAAAAUUUGCCGGGAGAUUCAGAAAUUUGGUAACCCACCUGCUUUUCCAACUGCAGCAGAGGAGAAAAGCAUUGAUCCAGAACCACAACCAGAGGAAUCUAAUGCAGGGGACCAGGUUGCACCAGAUAAAUUUAAGAGCAAGAAGUCCAAGGCAGCAGCCAAGUCAGGCGGUGAUAAGUACCAGUGGGAGAUAAUGCAGAGUUAUGGCCUCUCUGAUGACGAGAUUUCCAAGUUUCAGGACCCAUAUUACUGGCUGUCUUAUUUUCCCCCUCUAGCUGUAGAAGACCUGAAGGCUUUUGGCCUUGGCUGUGAUUGGAGACGCACUUUUAUCACAACUGAUAUGAACCCAUUUUUUGAUUCGUUUGUUCGGUGGCAGAUGAGGAAAUUGAAGGAGUUGGGGAAAAUUGUCAAGGACCUGAGAUACACUGUUUAUUCCCCCUUAGAUGGUCAGCCAUGCGCUGAUCAUGAUCGGGCAUCAGGGGAAGGUGUUAUUCCCCAAGAAUACACUCUCAUAAAAAUGGAGGUUAUCCCACCUCUUCCUCCAAUGUUGAGGACUCUGGAGGGCCGUAAAGUGUACCUAGCAGCUGCAACAUUGAGACCUGAGACUAUGUACGGGCAAACAAAUGCAUGGGUAUUACCUGAGGGGAAAUAUGGAGCGUUUGAGAUCAAUGAAAAUGAUGUUUUUAUCUUGACAGAAAGGGCAGCUCUUAAUCUUGCAUAUCAGAAACUGUCACGAGUCCCGGAAAAGCCUACUUGUUUGGUUGAGCUGAUUGGUAACGAUUUAAUUGGUUUGCCUUUAAGAUCUCCUUUGUCAUUCAAUGAGGUUAUUUAUUCUCUACCUAUGCUGUCAAUUCUCACUGACAAGGGUACUGGGAUUGUGACAAGCGUGCCCAGUGAUUCACCUGAUGAUUUUAUGACUCUUCAUGACUUGAAAUCAAAACCGGCUUUCAGGGCUAAGUUUGGUGUGAAGGACGAGUGGGUCUUACCAUUUGAUGUCGUUCCAAUCAUUAACACCCCUGAAUUUGGAGAUAAAUCUGCUGAGAAGGUUUGCUUAGACAUGAAGAUCAAGAGCCAGAAUGAGAGGCAGAAGCUUGACGAGGCCAAGAAAAAAAUCUACAAAGGAGGGUUCUAUGAGGGAACUAUGCUUGUAGGAGAAUAUGCAGGGAUGAGAGUCCAGGAUGCGAAGAAUUUGAUCAGAAACAAGAUUCUAGAAUUUGGAGAAGCUGUGAUGUACAGUGAGCCUGAGAAGAAAGUCAUCUCAAGAUCUGGGGAUGAGUGUGUUGUGGCUCUGACUGAUCAAUGGUACAUCACUUACGGGGAACCAAAUUGGAAGGAGGCAGCAGAGGAGUGCUUGACUAAUAUGAAUCUCUUCUGUGAUGAGACUCGGCAUGGCUUUGUGCAUACAUUGAGCUGGCUAAAUCAGUGGGCAUGUUCACGUAGUUUUGGGCUUGGGUCUCGUAUUCCUUGGGAUGAGGAGUUUCUUGUGGAGUCCUUGUCUGAUUCGACCAUUUACAUGGCAUAUUAUACUGUCUGUCAUCUAUUACAAAAAGGUGAUAUGUAUGGCUGCGAUACUUCAUCGGUGAAGCCAGAGCAGUUGACCGAUGAGGUCUGGGAUUUUUUGUUUUGCGAUGGCCCUUACCCUAAAUCAUCAGAUAUAUCUUCUACUCUUCUUAAUAAGAUGAGGCAGGAGUUCAAAUAUUGGUAUCCGUUUGAUCUUCGAGUUUCAGGUAAAGAUCUGAUUCAGAAUCAUCUCACUUUUUGCAUCUAUAACCACACAGCAAUUUUUCCCAAGCACCAUUGGCCUCGAGGGUUUCGAUGCAAUGGACACAUUAUGCUAAAUUCCGAGAAAAUGUCCAAGUCUACAGGGAAUUUUAGGACAUUACGCCAAGCUAUUGAGGAAUUCUCAGCUGAUGCCACUAGAUUCUCUCUUGCUGAUGCCGGGGACGGAAUGGACGAUGCAAACUUCGUAUUUGAAACAGCCAAUGCUGCAAUCUUAAGGCUCACAAAAGAGAUAGCAUGGAUGCAGGAAAUUCUUUCAGCCGAGUCAUCUUUACGAAGUGGGCCCCCUACUACUUUUGCUGAUCGUGUUUUUGCUAAUGAGAUAAACAUUGCUGUGAAAAUGACUGAGAAGAACUAUAACGAGUAUUUGUUCAGGGAAGCUCUUAAAACUGGGUUUUAUGAUCUGCAAACUGCUCGGGACGAAUACAGGUUUUCUUGUGGCUCAGGGGGUAUGAACCGGGAUCUAGUGUUUCAGUUUAUGGAUGUCCAAACAAGGCUUAUAACUCCGAUUUGCCCACAUUACGCUGAAUACGUCUGGAAUGACCUUUUGAAGAAGAACAGCUUAGUCAUCAAAGCAGGGUUUCCUGAAGCUGAUUUACCCGAUCUUACCCUUCAAAAGGCCAACAAAUAUUUGCAAGACACGAUUGUCUCAAUGAGGAAGCUCCUUCAGAAACAAGUGUCGGGUUCAAAGAAAGCCAAGGUAAAUCUAUCGAGUCUUCAAAACAAACCAAUGGUUGGACUAAUAUUUGUGAACGAGCAAUAUGAUGGAUGGAAAAGGGAAUGCUUGAACAUACUUCGAAGCAAGUUUGACAAUGCCACGUGCAGUUUUGCACCUCACCAAGAGAUCGUUAAGGCAUUGCAGGAGAGUGAAAUUGGGCGGGAAGCGAAUUUUAAGCAGAUCCAGAAGCUUUGUAUGCCUUUCUUGAAGUUCAAGAAAGAUGAAGUCAUUGAUGUUGGGGUUCAGGCUUUGGAUUUGAGGCUGCCCUUUGGUGAGAAGGCGGUACUAGAGGAGAACUCAGAGUUGGUCAAGCGGCAGCUAGGUCUCGAGCGGUUGGAGAUUUUGUCCAUAGUAGAUCCUGAUGCUGUUGCAAGAGCUGGGUCCCAUGUCUCGGUUCUAAAUCAGAAUCCACCAUCCCCAGGCAAUCCAACUGCUGUGUUCUUCGGCGAGUAAAGUUUUUCGUCCACUGAUAAUGGUGGGUAUUUUUCUUUGAAUUACUUGAGACUCGUCCGCACUUUUUAAGUCAUUUUUGUUUUGAAAAUUGAUACAUCAGUGUUGUAUGGAAUUUUGAAUCCUCUGGCUGCAGUCAAUUAGUAAUGAAAGUAGUUUUUGGUUUUUUGGAGAACUUUAUUCUUCUUGUAUUAAUCCAUUGACUAAUCACCAAGGA